ACAAUGCCAACUUAAUGAAGGGAAAAUGAAGGGAAUUUUAUAAUUUCAUGGUUGGUAUGCAUGUAAUGGCCUUGAUAAUGUAUGAUGCAAUGCUUUUAGUACGUGUUUGACUUCUUAUGAGUGAUUGUGCUUCUACAAUGACCGAUCGAAAUCGUAAUCGCUAUGACUCAUCAAAUCUGAACUGUAUACGGUUGACGGACUUGACCCUGCAAGAAGCCAUUGAUAUUUUGGAGUGUGAUGAUGCAGAUGAUGUCCAGGGUAUUUUCAUUGAGCCACCCGCACCCAACAUUGAUACUGAUGAGGACUCGGGGGAUGAGGAUGGGGGAGGAUAUGUUGAUAAUCUCACAGGACGACAGUUAACUAGUCAAGUUGAAGUUGUAACAAAUAGCAGAAAUGAUACAUCAGUUCUUGAUAAUACUUUCGAAGAUUUGAGCAGUUCUACUGUAGUAAAAAAUAGUAAAAAGUUGAAGAAAGAAGAUUGGAAAGAUGAAGAUUUGCCACAGAAGGAUGUUUUUUUUCCAGAGCCAAAUUAUGUACCUUAUCGGGAUAAGUCUCCAGUUGAAUUAUUUGAAAUGUUUUUUGAUGACGAAAUAAUAAAGCUAUUCAUAGAUGAAUCAUUGAAGUAUGCUCUUUUCAAGAAUUGUAAAGAUCCAAAAAUUACGUCAAAAGAAUUGAAAGUAUUUCUUGCUAUUUUAUUCCUAUCUGGCUACAAUCAGCUUCCGAGUAAACGAUCUUAUUGGGAUGAAAAGAAAGAUAUGAGAAAUGAGAUGGUUGUGGAUUCUAUGAGACGAGACAGGUUUUUAGAAAUUUGUCGUUUUCUUCAUUGUCAAGACAACAACAAUAUUAACAGAAAUGAUAUAAUGUGGAAGCUGAGGCCACUGAUGAACUUACUGCAGAAGAAGUGUAUUGCUCAUUUUCAGCCUGAGGAGAACCUUUCAUUUGAUGAGUCUAUGAAAACACGCUUUCUGGUCCUGUCAAGAGGGCAACAAAUGGUCCAGCUGGCAACUUCAACAGAUGUUGGCGAAGAAGAGGAUGAUUCCCACAACCAUUUGCUCAGUCAGGAAGUUGUCAACAUCAUGGAACCACCCACACCAGAGCUUGAUGACAUCCCUGAGUCAGUUGCAAGAAAUGAUGAUGACUUUUUAUAUAAAAUUGAAGCAGCUAUUCAGUCUCUGUCAAAAGAUGCUGCCUUCAGAGAGGGCUAUUAA
Messenger RNA from Nilaparvata lugens (brown planthopper), 1208 nucleotides. Its product is annotated as piggyBac transposable element-derived protein 3-like. The transcript is spliced from 3 exons. Bases 117 to 1208 code for a protein of 363 amino acids. NCBI's taxonomy places the organism in Eukaryota, Metazoa, Arthropoda, Insecta, Hemiptera, Delphacidae. Gene Ontology annotation, molecular function: sequence-specific DNA binding. The record is from RefSeq and is a predicted model, not a curated record.